GAGAAAGAAAAAAAAAAGAAAGAAAGAGGUGACGAGGGAGAGGAGGAAGGGGACAAAUUUAUAAUUAAAAAAAAAAAGAUGAGCUACGAAAAAGUGCCCCAAGAGCCGUAUCCACCCCCGGGAUACGGAUCUCUAUAUCCUCCGCCUUCCGCUCCACCGCCGCCGCCGUCCUCCUACGAGGGCUACCCGCCUCCACCACACCCACCCUACCCGCCGGCUCCAGGAUAUCCUUAUCCUCCUCCGCCCCCGCGUCCGGGGGGGUAUCAAGGAUACUUCUGCCACCAUCCGCCACCGCCCUCGCCCCCGCCGCAGGUCUACCACUGUGAUCACCACCAUUGCGAUGAUGACUCUGCCGGUUGCAUCUCUUUCUUGCGUGGAUGUUUUGCUGCUCUGUGUUGCUGCUGCAUAUUGGAGGAGUGCUGUUUAUGAUUCUAUCCAUCAAUACUACAUGUACUUCCUUUGACAUCAUUUAUGGGCUUUGAUGGAGUUGUGAAUUCGUGAACUUAUAUAUUUCUGGGAAGAAUCUCUACUUGCCAUAUUUUCAUGUGUGAGAUCUGUUAGCAUCAUACCAACUGUGAACUAUAUAUCUUUACCAUUACCAGACGUGCCAUACAUUUUUUCUGUUUCUGUAUGCUUUGAUGGGUGAAUAAAAUCUAUCAUCGGUCUAUAUCACUUGACUUGCCGAAGUACUUUCCUUUUUUUUUUUGUUUAUUGUGUGCUCUGUGACAUAUGGAGUAUUUGUCCACUGUCUUACUGAAAAUGCCUGAGAUUUAAUGGUUUCGAUCAUACGAGCAGCAGCUUCUUCUUUUUCUUUUUGUUUAUCAAAAAGAGAGACUCAAUCUGCAACUUGUACGUCUUCUAGACAAGCAACAAGUGCUACUACUCAUCUCGUUGAUAAGAGAUGGUUGAGAUCAAGCAAGGGAAAUGUAAUGUUUACUUCUUGGAUUGCUACUGUUUGGUUUCUACAUAAUUUAUAUUGAAGGACUGCAGUUAAAAUGAGCAUCAGAGUUUUUGCAUCAACAAGAGGUUUCAUCUCAUGAAAGAGAGUAAUAGCGUGAUAAACAAAAGAUGGGAAGAAUGAGUAACUGAUACUCGUGAACCUCGAAGCGGCCGGAGAAAAUCAAAACGUACAAAAGUAUAACAAUGGCCGCCGCCGCCGGAGUUGGAAGCAACAAGGAAGCUGCCCCAGGUCAUGAUGGUCGUCAUCCCGGCGUCUUGUUGGCCGACGACGGUGGAAAACGAAAGCUCGACGCGGCCGUGGAAAUCAACCACGGCCAGGAUUUGAUGAUACGCAGAGCAGAAAAAGAAGAAGAAUUAUGUUGCAAGAAGGCCAAGUUUGAGUACAAGGUAGAGGAGAAGGGCGGUGCCACAUGUGUGGUUGUUGCAGUGGAAGAAAAGCUGAAAGAUAAAGGAGGAGAAAUGAGGAAAGACAAGCAAAAGGGAAAAGCAAUAAUAAUGGAGGAAGAAGAAGAGGAAGAGGAGAAGAUGAGGAAAUACAAGUUAAAGGGAAAGGCAAUAAUAAUGGAGGAAGGGAUAGAGGAUGAUGAGGAGAGGAUGAGGAAAUACAAAUUAAAGGGAAAAGCCAUAAUGGAAGAAGAGAGAGUGGGGGAGAUGAGAAAACAUGAGGGGAAGGGAAAGGCAAUAGUGGAGGAAGAACAAGAGGAGGAGAUGAGGAAAUACAAAUUAAAGGGAAAGGCCGUAAUAAUGGAGGAAGAUAGAGAGGAGGAGAUGAGAAAACAUGAGGGGAAGGGACUAAUGGAGGGAGAGAAAGAGGAGGAGGAUCUCUCGUGGUUGGCGGCUUACUACUAUGAUUCAGAUUGUUUUUCUAUAUAUGAUGAUGAUAGUGAUUCUGAGUCUGAGUCUGAAUCCGAGACUGAUUCUGACGAGUACAUGGAUAGCUCUGACGACGAAAAAAAUGUCAUCCUUGCACUCCAAGCUUCUCUUCCUUCUCCAACAACAACUACUACUAUUGAUGAUGAUGAUGAUGAUGAUACUACUACUACUACAAAGAAAAAUGACGUCGGGGAUGAAUAGAAAAGUUUAUACUCACUUCACUUUUUAGUUCGUUCAUUAAAAAAUUUUCCCAUUUAUGUUUGUGGCAAAAAAGUUUGGGUUGUAUG
Molecule: messenger RNA, 2120 nt
Organism: Cuscuta campestris
Lineage: Eukaryota; Viridiplantae; Streptophyta; Magnoliopsida; Solanales; Convolvulaceae
Source: the annotation of a GenBank genome assembly